AUGAGCUCCAUCAACAUCACUAACGUCACCGUCUUGGACAAUCCGGCGCCGUUCGUUAACCCUUUUCAAUUCGAGAUUUCUUACGAGUGCUUGACUUCUCUCAAAGACGAUUUGGAAUGGAAGCUUAUCUACGUAGGUUCAGCUGAAGAUGAAAGCUCUGAUCAGCUUCUGGAAAGUGUUCUCGUUGGGCCUGUUAAUGUUGGAAACUACCGAUUUGUGUUACAGGCUGAUUCUCCAGAUCCAUCAAAGAUCCGUGAGCAAGAUAUCAUUGGUGUAACUGUGCUACUGUUGACUUGCUCCUACAUGGAUCAAGAGUUUGUGAGAGUUGGCUAUUACGUGAACAAUGACUAUGAAGAUGAGCUGCUCAGGGAAGAGCCACCUACUAAGGUUUUGAUUGAUAAGGUCCAGAGGAACAUACUCACAGACAAACCUAGAGUCACUAAGUUCCCUAUCAACUUUCAUCCGGAGGACGAGCAGACCGUUGGUGACGACGGGCCUCCUCCUGCUGAGCUUGAUGAUUCUGAUGUAAAUGGAGAAGCUCAAGUGUUGGUUGAGCAGCCACAACAGCUCCAGGAGACAUGA
Messenger RNA from Microthlaspi erraticum, 582 nucleotides. Lineage: Eukaryota; Viridiplantae; Streptophyta; Magnoliopsida; Brassicales; Brassicaceae. The record is from the annotation of a GenBank genome assembly.